AUGCUCUUUUUUCAGCUGGUCUAUACUUGUUUGGUGUCACAUAUUCUGUUAUUGAUUAUCGGUACAGGGCACGUUAUCAGUGCAGUGAUUGCUACUGCUGCUGAAUGUGUUUUGGAAAGUCAGUUUAAGUGUAACAACGGCAAAUGCAUCCCACUUUCGUGGCGCUGUGAUGGCGAUGAAGAUUGUCCGGAUGCGGAGGAUGAACAGAAAUGCUCUCGUGUUCCAUGCAAGCCGGACAAGGAAUUCGAAUGUGUUGGCGAUUCACCUGGUAUCCCAUUGUACACCUCAAAAAUAAGGGACUAUCCGGCACGAUGUAUCCCGAAAAAUUGGGUCUGCGACGGUGAAGCGGACUGCCGAGAUUCUUCGGACGAAAAAGGAUGCCACAAUAUAACGUGCGAGAAAGACCAGUUCGUUUGUGAGGAGUACAAAGGCCAUGCGAGGAUGUGCAUCCCGAUGUCGUGGAAAUGUGAUGGGCAGAACGAUUGCGUUGAUAUGACAUGGGUUUGCGAUGGUGAAGCGGACUGCAAAGAUCGUUCCGACGAGAUGAAUUGCACCAGUGUUACUGCUGUUAUCGGGCAUCAUCCACAUAUGGUCACCUGCCAUCACAGUUUUGUAAGUUUUCGGGAAUUUCGUUGA
This is a messenger RNA of Gongylonema pulchrum, 636 nucleotides long. The record is from the annotation of a GenBank genome assembly. NCBI's taxonomy places the organism in Eukaryota, Metazoa, Nematoda, Chromadorea, Rhabditida, Gongylonematidae.